UGAACACCUGACAUUCUUUAUCUCAGUUCGGUUUUAAUCUACGUUCCCAAUCGUGUAUAAAGCACAUUGGAAAUACAUCAUCAUAAUGGACGGCAGCCGGUGUGUUGUGUUCGUGGGUUUAGUCUUACUCGUUAAAGUGUGCAUGUCUGAACACUGCAACCACAGGGACAACUGCACCGUGACGGGAUGCAGUCUGGGCGGCAACAUCGAGUGCGACGACGACAACAUUUGUACCUGUCACGUGGCUGACUGCCUGGACGGUGAGAAAGUGGGAGUGGGCUGCGGAUCCCAAGGGGCGAGUUUCUGUUAUAACUGGUAUAACAGUGCGACGAAGCACAACUGCGACUGCGCCGACUUAAACAAUCUCCACUGUAUUGACGGCAAGUGUCGCUGCGGCUACCCACCAAACUCGUAGACUUCGAUGAACCGGAGCAACAGGUACUACUGGACUUGCAAGAAAAAAUAAAGACAGAAUUCCAAGCCAAACAAAUAUAAUAUUCUACUCUUGUUGCUUGGUAACAAAUGUAAAUAAAUUAGUGCAGAUGUU
Messenger RNA from Gigantopelta aegis, 547 nucleotides. RefSeq lists its product as uncharacterized. The record is from RefSeq and is a predicted model, not a curated record. NCBI's taxonomy places the organism in Eukaryota, Metazoa, Mollusca, Gastropoda, Neomphalida, Peltospiridae. The transcript has 4 exons. The coding region runs from base 86 to 415 and encodes 109 amino acids.